AGUGUUAACUCCUCCCAGCCCACCCCACCAGCCAAUCAGAAUGGAGGUGAACAGUACGGCCACCAUCUUGUCCUCUGCCUUCCUGGCCGUGGAAUAUGUUGAUGCAGUUUUACCUGACAACCCUCUUCAGCCUUCACUACAAUACGCCUGGAGGUAUGUGAAUGAGAACUACACUAAAUUCCAGAUCGCCACCUGGGGUUCUCUCAUCGUCCAUGAGGCCAUCUACUUCCUGUUUUGUCUACCUGGUUUCCUGUUUCAGUUCCUUCCCUUCAUGCAGAAGUACAAGAUCCAACAGGACAAGCCAGAGACGUGGGAGAAACAGUGGAGGUGUUUCAAGAUGCUGCUGUUCAACCACUUCUGUAUCCAGCUGCCCAUGAUCUGUGGAACGUACCACUUCACUGAGUUCUUCAGCAUCCCCUACGACUGGGACAGCAUGCCACGAUGGCCCUACCUGUUAGCUCAGUGUCUAGGCUGUGCUGUGAUAGAGGACACCUGGCACUAUUUCCUCCAUCGCCUGCUACAUCACCGCAGUAUCUACAAGCACAUCCACAAAGUGCACCACGAGUUCACUGCUCCAUUUGGCAUGCAGGCAGAGUACGCCCACCCAGCUGAGACAGUGAUCCUUGGGUCUGGGUUCUUCAUCGGCAUCAUGGUGUUCUGUAACCACGUGACGUUGCUAUGGGCCUGGGUCGCCUUCCGCCUGCUGGAGACCAUCGACGUACACAGUGGGUAUGACAUCCCUCUCAACCCUCUCCACCUGAUCCCGUUCUAUGCCGGAGCUCGUUUCCAUGACUUCCACCAUAUGAACUUCGUAGGGAACUACGCCUCCACCUUUACCUGGUGGGACAAGAUACUGCACACUGACUCCCAAUACAACAGACACAUAAUGAGCAAGAAAAACCAGUAAACAGACCCUCACACAGACACACGGACGCAGACACACGGACACGGACGGACGCAGACCCUCACACAGACACACGGACGCAGACACACGGACACGGACGGACGCAAAUACUCACACAGACACACGGACGCAGACACACGGACACGGACGGACGCAGACCCUCACACAGACACACGGACGCAGACACACGGACACGGACGGACGCAGACCCUCACACAGACACACGGACGCAGACACACGGACACGGACGGACGCAGACCCUCACACAGACACACGGACGCAGACACACGGACACGGACGGACGCAGACCCUCACACAGACACACGGACGCAGACACACGGACACGGACGGACGCAGACCCUCACACAGACACACGGAUGCAGACACACGGACACGGACGGACGCAGACCCUCACACAGACACACGGACGCAGACACACGGACACGGACGGACGCAGACCCUCACACAGACACACGGACGCAGACACACGGACACGGACGGACGCAAAUACUCACACACGCAGACAGACACAUGCACUUAUGAAUGCACGCUUAAACACACUUCAUGAAGGUCAGAACUGGACUCCUGAGUGUGCAAUGCCUUGUGGGAAAAGAACACACUAAAAUAGAGUAGAACAGUCUUGACCAAUAACAUCAGCCCUUGUUUGGUCUUGACCAAUAACAUCAGCCCUCGUUUGGUCUUGACCAAUAACAUCAGCCCUCGUUUGGUCUUGACCAAUAACAUCAGCCCUUGUCUGGUCUUGACCAAUAACAUCCAGGGUUGGGGUCAAAUGCCAUUUCAAUUUCAGUCAAUUCAGGAAGUACACAAACAUUCCAAUUCUAAUUCUCUUCAAUACUUUUAAAUUAGGAACAUUUUUAAUUUGAAUCGGAGUUUGAUUCACUUUUUGAAUCGUCUGGAAUUGAAAUUGACCCUGAUAACAUCAGGCGUGUUGGGGGUUUGAGGCUGGGUUUCUGUAUAAGCACUUUGUGACAUCUGCUCAUGCUUUAUAAAUACAUUUGAUUGAUUGAUUGAUUGAUUGAUUGAUUGUCUGGUCUUGACCAAUAGCAUCAGGCCGUUGUUCCUGAAUAAAAACAUUAUCCUGGUGAGAUGAUUAUUAUUAAUAAUGUGUUUUUCUUCACUGUUCAUUGUAAUUAAACCAUUGUUUUACGA
Messenger RNA from Oncorhynchus gorbuscha (pink salmon), 2074 nucleotides. RefSeq names its product methylsterol monooxygenase 1. Gene Ontology annotation, molecular function: iron ion binding; C-4 methylsterol oxidase activity. The coding region runs from base 41 to 907 and encodes 288 amino acids. Gene Ontology annotation, biological process: sterol biosynthetic process. The transcript has 6 exons. Lineage: Eukaryota; Metazoa; Chordata; Actinopteri; Salmoniformes; Salmonidae. The record is from RefSeq and is a predicted model, not a curated record.